AUGACUGUUGGUGAUAAAUCCAAGUGGAUGGCUAAGAACGUCCGUCAAACUUUCUUUGACUAUUUCAAGAGCAAGGGCCAUACAUAUGUUCCUUCUUCUUCAGUUGUGCCUUUUGAUGACCCAACUUUAUUGUUCACAAAUGCCGGUAUGAAUCAAUACAAGCCUAUUUUUUUAGGGACCGUUGACCCAUCUUCUGAUUUUGCUACUUUAAAGAGGGCUUACAAUUCUCAAAAAUGUAUCAGAGCUGGUGGUAAACAUAAUGAUUUGGAAGAUGUCGGCAGAGACUCUUACCAUCAUACUUUCUUCGAAAUGUUGGGUAACUGGUCUUUCGGUGAUUACUUUAAAAAAGAAGCUAUUGCCUACGCUUGGGAAUUAUUGACUGUCGUUUAUGGUCUUCCAGCUGAUCGUUUAUACGUCACUUAUUUCGAAGGUGAUGCUCAGCAAGGUUUGGAACCUGAUUUAGAAGCUAAAGACUUAUGGUUAGCUGUCGGUGUUUCUGAAGACCAUAUUAUUCCAGGUAAUUCACAUGAUAACUUUUGGGAAAUGGGUGAACAAGGUCCAUGCGGUCCAUGUUCUGAGAUGCAUUAUGACAGAAUUGGUGGCAGAAAUGCUGCCCAUUUAGUUAACAUGGAUGACCCAGAUGUUUUAGAAAUCUGGAAUUUAGUUUUUAUGCAAUACAACAGAGAACAAGACCGUUCUUUGAAAUCUUUACCAGCUAAACAUAUCGAUACUGGUAUGGGUUUCGAAAGAUUAGUAUCUAUCUUGCAAGACGUCAGAUCUAACUACGACACUGAUGUUUUCCAACCAUUAUUCGUUAAAAUCCAAGAAAUUACCGGAGUUAGACCAUACUCUGGUAAGUUUGGUGCUGAGGAUGUCGACGGUAUCGACACUGCUUACAGAGUCUUGGCUGAUCAUGUUCGUACUUUAACUUUCGCUAUCACUGAUGGUGGUAUACCAAACAAUGAAGGUAGAGGUUACGUCUUAAGACGUAUUCUAAGAAGAGGUGCUCGUUACGCUCGUAAAUACAUGAACUACCCAAUCGGUAACUUCUUCUCCACUUUAGCUCCAACUUUAAUCGAACAAGUUAAAGAAAUUUUUCCUCAAGUUACAAAGGACCCUGCUUUCUUAUUCGAAAUCUUAGAUGAAGAAGAAGCUUCAUUUGCUAAGACUUUAGACCGUGGUGAAAAAUUAUUUGAGAAAUACGCUGAAGCUGCUGCCAAGAGUCAAACCAAAAUUUUAGAUGGUCUACAAGUCUGGAGAUUAUUCGAUACUUACGGUUUCCCUGUUGAUUUGACUGAAUUAAUGGCCGAAGAACAAGGUUUGAAAAUUGACGAAGAAGGUUUUGAAAAGGCUAAACAAGAAUCUUAUGAAGCCUCAAAGAGAGGUGGUAAGAAAGAUAAUUUUGAUAUGCUAAAAUUAAAUGUUCAUGAAUUAUCACAAUUAAAUGAACUAAAAGUACCAAAAACUGAUGAUAGUGCCAAAUAUAUUUCCACAGAUGCCGAAAGUGUUAUCCUAAGCUUAUAUGAUGGUGAAACGUUUGUUGACAGUAUUUCCGAAGCUGGUAAGAAGUAUGGUGUUAUCUUAGAUAAGACUUCUUUUUACGCCGAACAAGGUGGUCAAGAAUACGAUACUGGUAAGAUUAUCAUUGAUGGUGAAGCUGAAUUCCAAGUUGACAAUGUGCAAUUAUACAACGGUUAUGUCUUCCACACUGGUACUUUAAUCGAAGGUACAUUAAACAAGGGCGACAAAACUAUCUCUUCACAUGAUGAAGAACGUCGUCUACCAAUCAAGAAUAACCACACUGGUACACACAUAUUAAAUUUAGCUUUGAGACAAACUUUAGGCAACGAUGUUGACCAAAAGGGUUCUUUAGUUGCUCCAGAAAAGUUAAGGUUUGAUUUCUCACACAAGAAGGCUCUAAGCUUGGAUGAAUUACGUAAGGUUGAAGAAAUUGCCAAUGAUCAAAUCAAAAAAAACUUACCAGUUUAUUACAAAGAUGUUCCAUUAGAGUUAGCCAAGGGAAUUUCUUCUGUUCGUGCUGUCUUUGGUGAAACGUACCCAGAUCCUGUUCGUGUUGUUUCUGUUGGUAAGACUGUCGAGGACUUGUUAGCUGACCCAACUAAUGAAGAAUGGAAUAAAUAUUCUGUUGAAUUCUGUGGUGGUACCCAUGUCCCCAAAACUGGUGACAUUAAGUUCUUUGUUAUUCUUGAAGAAAGUGGUAUUGCUAAAGGUAUUAGAAGAAUUGUUGCUGUUUCCGGUGCUGAAGCUUUCGAAGUUCAAAGAAUUGCUAAUGAAUUUGAUGAAGAGUUGAACAAAACUGAACAAUUGCCGUUCUCUCAAGCUAAAGAAAAGAAGUUAAAAGAGCUUGGCGUUCAAUUAAACCAAUUAUCCAUCUCAGUUAUUAGAAAAAACGAAUUAAAGGAAAAAUUCACUAAAAUUGAAAAAGUUGUAAAGGAUGAAGUUAAAGCCAGAGCUAAAGUUGAAACCAAACAAGUUGUUGAUGCAGUCAAGGAACAUUUUGAAAACAACAAAGACUCUCUAUACUUUGCCCAAUUCAUCGACAUUCCAGCCAAUGCUAAAGCCAUCACUGAAGCUAUCAACCAUAUCAAGAGUAAAUCUAAGGAUAAAUCUAUCUAUUUGUUAACUGGUAAUGAUCCAGAAGGUAGAGUUGCCCACGGUUGUUACAUUUCAGACGAAUCCUUAGCCAGUGGUCUCGAUGGUGCUGCUUUAGCUAAACAAGUUUCCCAAUUAAUCGGUGGUAAAGCUGGUGGUAAAGGCAACGUAUUUCAAGGUAUGGGUGAUAAGCCGGAAGCCAUUGAAGAGGCCGUCAAAACUAUCGAAAUUGCUUUCAAUGAAAAAUUAUCUAUUUAA
This is a messenger RNA of Tetrapisispora phaffii CBS 4417, 2871 nucleotides long. RefSeq names its product alanine--tRNA ligase. The coding region runs from base 1 to 2871 and encodes 956 amino acids. The transcript has a single exon. Gene Ontology annotation, biological process: tRNA modification; alanyl-tRNA aminoacylation. NCBI's taxonomy places the organism in Eukaryota, Fungi, Ascomycota, Saccharomycetes, Saccharomycetales, Saccharomycetaceae. The record is from RefSeq and is a predicted model, not a curated record. Gene Ontology annotation, cellular component: cytoplasm; mitochondrion. Gene Ontology annotation, molecular function: aminoacyl-tRNA deacylase activity; alanine-tRNA ligase activity; nucleic acid binding.